Messenger RNA from Hevea brasiliensis (rubber tree), 1942 nucleotides. RefSeq names its product protein DETOXIFICATION 21. The record is from RefSeq and is a predicted model, not a curated record. Gene Ontology annotation, cellular component: membrane. Gene Ontology annotation, molecular function: xenobiotic transmembrane transporter activity; antiporter activity. Gene Ontology annotation, biological process: xenobiotic detoxification by transmembrane export across the plasma membrane. The transcript is spliced from 9 exons. NCBI's taxonomy places the organism in Eukaryota, Viridiplantae, Streptophyta, Magnoliopsida, Malpighiales, Euphorbiaceae. Bases 294 to 1760 code for a protein of 488 amino acids.
GAGAGAGAGAGAGAAUUUCCUCAUUGUAUUUGUUACUGGGCAAUCUUUGGUGUCUCUCUGAAACGUAAAGCUGUGUCUAUAAAUUUGCCACUUAAUGGUCACCUCCAACGCACAAAAGAGCAUCUGUCUUUUCUUUCUUUUUCUCCCUAUAAAUUCUUUUCUUCUCUGCUUGAAAUUAUAGAUACAUUGUGCUUUUUGCUUCAUCAAGAACCUAUCAACGAACGUCUGUUCUUCUCUCUCUCUCUCUCUCUCUCUCUACUUAGGGAGAUAAUAUUGGGCGGCCGGCUGAGGAAAUGGAGAGAGAGAUCAACGAAAAACUUUUGACAGAAGCGGAGAAUUCUGAAGUUGAGGAAGUGAAGUUCAAGGACAAGCUAUGGACAGAAACCAAGAAGAUGUGGAUUGUUGCUGGCCCUGCUAUUUUCACAAGGUUUUCUACCUUUGGGAUUAAUGUAAUUAGUCAAGCUUUUGUUGGCCACAUUGGAUCCACAGAACUUGCUGCUUAUUCCCUUGUCUUCACUGUUCUUUUGAGGUUUGCUAAUGGAAUCCUGCUGGGCAUGGCUAGUGCAUUAGAAACUCUAUGUGGGCAAUCCUAUGGUGCAAAACAAUAUCACAUGCUUGGAAUUUAUCUCCAAAGAUCAUGGAUAGUGUUAAUAAUUUGCGCGAUCCUCCUCCUUCCUUUGUUCAUCUUCACAACCCAUAUUUUGAGGGCUUUAGGCCAAGAUGAAAGUAUUGUUGAAGUUGCAGGAAAUAUUUCUCUGUGGCUAAUUCCUGUGAUAUUCUCCUUUAUUCCAUCUUUUACCUGCCAAAUGUUCCUACAAGCACAGAGCAAGAACAUGAUUAUUGCAUACCUGGCAGCUUUUUCUCUUUCGAUCCACAUCCUCCUUUCAUGGCUAUUCACUGUCAAAUACAAGUUUGGAAUCCCAGGAGCUAUGGCAUCUACAAUUUUGGCUUUUUGGAUACCAAAUCUGGGCCAGCUUGCGUUUGUUACUUGUGGAGGUUGUCGCGAAACAUGGAAAGGGUUCUCGUUCUUAGCUUUCAAAGAUCUCUUCCCUGUCAUCAAGCUGUCUUUGUCAUCUGGUGCUAUGCUUUGCCUUGAGCUUUGGUACAACACAGUUCUGGUUCUUUUAACUGGAAACAUGAAAAAUGCUGAGGUCUCCAUUGAUGCUCUUGCUAUCUGCCUCAACAUCAACGGAUGGGAAAUGAUGAUAUCCCUUGGUUUCUUGGCUGCUGCGAGUGUUCGGGUGUCGAAUGAGCUAGGGAGAGGGAGCUCAAAAGCUGCAAAGUUCUCCAUAGUGACGACAGUUCUUACAUCAUUCGUUAUCGGCUUCAUUCUUUUCCUGUUAUUCCUAUUCCUCAGAGGAAAGCUAGCUUAUAUAUUUACCGAAAAUCCUAAGGUGGCUGACGCAGUCUCAGAUCUUUCACCACUCUUGGCUUUCUCCAUACUUAUGAACAGUAUACAACCAGUCCUCUCAGGAGUUGCUGUGGGAGCUGGAUGGCAGAGCAUUGUAGCAUAUGUUAAUAUAGCCUGCUACUACCUAAUUGGGAUUCCAGUUGGAGUUCUGCUUGGUUAUGUUCUGGAUAUGCAAGUUAAAGGUGUUUGGAUUGGGAUGUUGUUCGGUACAUUUACACAAACCAUUGUUCUAAUUAUAGUCACCUGCAAAACUGACUGGGAAAAACAGGUAUCUCUUGCUCGUAACCGGAUUAACAAGUGGUAUGUAGCAGAUUCUGUUGAGCAUAACACACAACCACAAGAUGUGUAACUUGAAUCUUAAUUAUUUAUUCUAUAUUUUGAACCAUUCUGGGAAAAGAAUACUGUUGUUGCCAUGGCUACAACUCACCGGUCAAUUGAUUUAUCUUGGUAGUGUUUAAAAGAUGAUAUUUGAGUGUUUCAGUAAGAUUAAUCAGACACCUGUGAAUAUAGGUGCGUGAUGAUAUGGUUUCA